AUUCUUCCUAACUAGUUCAAGACUUUAAAUAUAUUAAAAUAUUUAGGAAAUUUAAAAAAAUCUACUGUUAAUAUUAAAAAGGUAUAUGGCUAAUGUAUUGGAUAACUUUUGCUAUGUUCACUUCUGCAGAAACAAUAACAGACAUAUUUAUUGGCCCUUGUUCCGAUCAUCCAGUAUUGGACUUGCAUGGUGUCCAUUUUAUAAUGAAUUGAAGCUUUUGUUCUUGUACAUGACAUAUCCAACUUCAGAUAGUUCUUUAACUUAUGUGUAUAAAAACAUAAUAAGUCCUUUUUUAAAAAAACAUGAAAAGGAUAUAGAUUCUCAAAUAAAUAAUUUUAAAAGAGGUGGUUUGCAAACAUUGAUGGCAACUGGAAAAAAAUUUACAAAUAUUUUAUUAAACUUUGUGAUAAAAGGUUUUCAAUUAUAUGGAAUGCAAGUUGUUACAUUACAAAAUAUUAAUACUAUGGUUGAAAAUAGUGAACCAGAUGGUGAAAUUAACUGGGAAGAAGUCAUUAAUGAUUCUGAAGAUGACAUAAGUUCUUCAGAAUCAUUAGUACGAGAAGGCUCUCCAACUUAUUCUUUUUCAGAUAUGUAUAAUUCCAACGAGACAAAUGAUAAUAAAGUAACUUAUGACCCUCCAGCUUCAAAUACGCGAAGAAGAAGAAAGAAACCUUAGAAAAUAGUUACAUUUUUUUUCAUUUUUUUUCCCAAGAUUUAUAAUAUUAUAUAAUUGUUAUAUUUGAUCUCUGUACUUUAAAAAAAAAAAAAAGAUUUAUUUUUAUAUUUACAUUUUAUUUUGAUGUACAAAUGGUUAUACUCUUGUAAAGGUUAAAGGUGACAUUUAACAUUUUUAUCGUAAUAUAUACAUAAUUUAAUAACAACUUCAUUCUGUUUAUGUUUGCAAUAAUGAGCGUCACUAGAUUCCAAAUUUUGGGGUAGCAAAGUUUAUUUUUAGAAAAAGAAUAAAUAAUUUUUAUAGGUUUAAUAUAAUAACUAGCUAACCUUUUUUUUCAUAAAUCUUGGUAUGAUGUAUAGUCUAUACCAGCGGUUACCAACCUUUUUAGUAGUGCGGACCACCAAUUUCGUAGAAAAUGUUUGAGGCCCACCAAUAGUUGUAUAUGUAUAAUAUGCACAUACGUCAGUUAUUACAAUUUAUUUAUUAAAAAACAAUUGUUUAUCAAAAAAUAGAAC
This is a messenger RNA of Sipha flava (yellow sugarcane aphid), 1191 nucleotides long. Its product is annotated as receptor expression-enhancing protein 4-like. Lineage: Eukaryota; Metazoa; Arthropoda; Insecta; Hemiptera; Aphididae. The coding region runs from base 86 to 676 and encodes 196 amino acids. The record is from RefSeq and is a predicted model, not a curated record. The transcript is spliced from 6 exons.